Messenger RNA from Diospyros lotus (date-plum), 981 nucleotides. RefSeq lists its product as uncharacterized. NCBI's taxonomy places the organism in Eukaryota, Viridiplantae, Streptophyta, Magnoliopsida, Ericales, Ebenaceae. The record is from RefSeq and is a predicted model, not a curated record. The transcript is spliced from 6 exons. Bases 1 to 981 code for a protein of 326 amino acids.
AUGGCUAAUGAGAACUAUGGAGUUGCAAUUUCAUAUUGCAAAUUUCUCACAAUAGUUGUUCUCCUCACAUUAAGCCAUCCAUUGGUUGAAGCCCUUAAUAAUUUGGAUUUGAUGCAUCAUGGAACAGUCAAGACCAUAGAGAGUGAAGAAGGGGAGGUGAUUGAUUGCGUUGGCAUCUACAAACAACCUGCAUUUAAUCAUCCACUAAUUGAGGAUUUACAGUAUGCACAAGCAUCUCAAUAUGAUGGCAUCUACUACGGACUCCAGGCCAUAAUUAACGUGUGGAACCCUAAGACAGAAGAAGGAGGUUUAGGAGAAUUUAGCAUAUCUCAGGUUUGGGUUGUAUCACUAAACAGAAGUGACCCAACAAACCUAAAUUCCGUGGAGGCUGGAUGGAUUGUUUCUCCUACAAUGUUCGGUGAUAAUAAGACAAGAUUUUUCAUAUUUUGGACGAGAGAUAAUUAUAGGACAACAGGUUGUUAUAACCUAAAUUGUCCGGGCUUCGUACAAACCAAUCACAAAUUCAUUAUUGGCAACUCAAUAGCACCUGUUUCCACCUACAAUGGAAAGUCCUAUGAAAUCUCCAUCACCAUAUUUAAGGAUGGGGAAAGUGGAAACUGGUGGCUUGAAGUACAAGGCGAGGUGGUAGGCUACUGGCCAAGCUCCAUCUUCACGGGCUUAGCCAACAACGCCAAUAUUGUGUCAUGGGGCGGAGAGAUUAUUAACAGCAGAGCAGCGGGGCAUCACACCACCACUCAAAUGGGAAGUGGCCAUUUUGCUGCCGAAGGCUUUCACAAGUCUAGUUAUUUCAGAAACCUUAAAGUCAUUGACGACGCCGGCAACACGCAAGACCCAGAUAAUCUACAACCGCAUGUUUCCAACAGCAAAUGCUAUGAUCUUCAAUUCCAGGAAAACAAGCAGACUUCUUUCGGGACUUGCUUCUACUAUGGGGGCCCUGGAUAUUCUCUAGAUUGUCCAUGA